Messenger RNA from Amphimedon queenslandica, 1208 nucleotides. RefSeq lists its product as uncharacterized. Bases 118 to 1194 code for a protein of 358 amino acids. The record is from RefSeq and is a predicted model, not a curated record. Lineage: Eukaryota; Metazoa; Porifera; Demospongiae; Haplosclerida; Niphatidae. The transcript has 7 exons.
UUAUUAUUACUGUUACAGAAUGCUCAUGGUGUUAUUGAUGCCCGUGAGUCCAGUAUCAACAGUUUAGAGUAUAACCUCACCAAUGAGAGAGGGAGGAUCAAGGAACUGACCAAAAGGAUGCCGUCACUAGAGACCAGACUAUCAGGAAUAAUGGAGGAGACCAGCUCAGUGAAGAGACAGCUGGAGGAGAAGACAGGACAAUUACUAUUAACAAGGAAACAACUUAAAAUAGCAAGAGAGAAGAACUCAGAGAUUGAUAAGAAGAUGGAGAGUUUGGAGCAGAUGAGAGAGAGACUGAGUAACAUGGACAUGGAGAACAGGACACUGAAGGAAUUCCUAACAGCAAAGACAGCAAUGGUGGAGAAGAGAAAGAGAGAAAUACAACAGUUAAAGGAGAAGUUGGUUGAAAUGGAGGCCAGAGAUGAUCGUAGGGCCAUCAUACUAGCUGAUGUACUGGAGAAGACAGCAAGAGCCUACCAGAGACAACUACAAUCACAACCAGCAGCACCAGCACCUCCUCCCACUAGCAAGAAAGACACCAGGCCUGUUAGUGCUCCUGCAGUUCAGUUUGAUGACUUGUAUGAGGAGCAGAGAGACAUGCUCUCCCUUUCUUACCAUUAUCCUCUCAGUACACCACCCACCCAUCACCACACACUCACCACUGGGCCUUACAACAAUGGAGGAAUCAACAGGAGGAGCAUCAUUAAGAAGAAAGGGCAUAUUAAGGCAAAGUCUGUUCCUAGACUGCCCCCAAUAGGAAGAAGUAGACCUGAUUUUAGGAUAGUAACUAGUAAAGACGUGAAGCAAAGAUAUAAAGAGGUUGAUUGUUUGAUUAAGAAGAAAUCAAAUAAUGAUUCAUGUGACUGUGAAGUCUGUGCUGCUAACAGAGGUGAAAUUAAGAGACCGGAUUACUUACCUGGUCUAACUGGUAAGACUGGUUUGGAGAGACUGAGAGAAGAAGCUGACAGGAGAGAAGAGGAACUAGCAAAACAACUUAAACUGGGACAGCGUGUACUAGUACAAGUUAAGAAAUCAAUGUAUGAUUUGGAGCCACAGAAGCUAACUGGUGUUAUAAAGUACAUUGGUAAAGUAGACAAGGAAUACGUUGAUAAUAGAAUAUAUGUUGGAGUCAAACUUGAUGAACCAGGUUUGUAUAAUAAUAAAUGUACAACUGUACAUGUACAUGAUGUAUAGCUGGUUUUAACUGG